UUUGAAAAGUCUGCAGUGAACAGAACGCUUUGUGUGUGAGAGGCCGGGCUCUAGUCAUUCACAAACAUUCCCUCAUUUUUGGCAAAUAUAAACCCUGGAGUUUCCCCACCGCUUCACUAUGUCAGUGGUUUUGUGUUCUUCGCUUCUCCAAACAGAGUUGUUUAAGCGUUCAUCAUGACUUUAGCAUUAGCCCUUUUGUUUGGCCUGUUUUUAGGAACGCACAGUUUCAACACACCGGAUCCAAUUGGACCUCAGCCCAACUUUGACCUGGAAAAAUUUGCAGGUGAAUGGUAUCGGCUUGGGCUUGCAGAUGAAUCACAAUUUUUCGCAAUGUUCAAAAGUCAUCUGAAGGUUUCUAAAGGUCUUCUGGUCCCGGAUACCAGUGGAAAUGUCAAUCUGACUAUGUGGACUAUGAGGCCGUAUGGAUGCUCCAUCAGUGUGUAUUCAUAUGAGAAGACAGAUGUUCCUGGAGAAUUCACUUACUUCAGCAAAAGGAACCAGAUUACAAAAGACGUCACAAUUGUGGAGACAAAUUACACUGACUAUAGUUUGGUCCUAAAAUACAAGACCAUGAACAAGGAAUACACUCAAGUAGCUCUUUAUGGACGCUCCUCCACACUAAGGCCAGAUUUAAUCGACAAAUUCAGGUCUUUUGCUUUAUCUCUGGGCUUCUCCGAGGAGGCUGUUAUCACCCCAACAGAUAUUGAUCCCUGCCCUAAUCUAGAACCAAGGAGUUCAGCAGAAUUCAAAGAGGACAAAACUGCACAAACUGCUAAUCAAUCAAUCUAUCAGCCUCCCAAAGUGUGAUUGGACAGAUGUUUUUAAUGGAUAACGCGCUUCAUAACGGUAUAUCUAACUCUAUACUUUCACCAUCUUGCAGCCUGCUGUGGAGUGAGACCUUGGGUUACAUAUAUUCACUUUUGUUACGCGUUUGGGGAACAGUGUUUGUUUUUACACAAACUGUCAUUGGAGAAAUGCAACAGUAUUACAUCUUCAAUGUAACGCAGGCUGUGCUGCAUUAAUGAAACAGCAGGUGGAGCUGUUGGAACAGGACUUCAUACAUUACUGUUAAAGCUCCUGUAGUGCUCCAUCUGACUACUACUGUUAUUACUAAUACUACUACUCAUAAUAAUAAUGGACGUGUAUUACUGUGGUUACUUGAUAAAUGUUUACACACAAUUUGUUUUAAUUAUAGUGGUGCUUUUACGAUCAAACUGUAUUUGUAAAUUGUGUAAUAAAACAAAUAUUUUAAUUCAUAAAAACCUAUAGACCUGUUUUAGGUUAUGGUUGUAUGUGGUGCAAAACAAAUGGGCAAAUUGUAUAUUUUGUAUGUUUGUGUAUUGAAAUUGUACAUUUGUGUUUGUGAUUUUUAAACAACUUUAUCAGCAUGUUUAUUUGAUUAAAAUACAACAAUAUUAUAGUUCAGAA
Molecule: messenger RNA, 1428 nt
Organism: Danio rerio (zebrafish)
Lineage: Eukaryota; Metazoa; Chordata; Actinopteri; Cypriniformes; Danionidae
Source: RefSeq, a predicted model, not a curated record